UCAAAAUACCCUACUAACAACAACCUCUUGAGACUUUGUGGUAGGAUUCAAGACUUACGCAGACUUUUUACCAAUACAUUUGACGGAUUUUUAUUCAUUUUUCAUUUAUUUAUAAGACCAAUAAUUUACAUAAGAAGAGGUAUGCCUCAUCUGCCAGUGCUUCGUUUUAUGGCCAUAUAUGUCAUGCUGUUUGGAUACCUUGGGGAUGCUUAUGCCGGGGCGGUUUUACUCAACUCUAAUGCCAUCAAGAACUUGCCCGGUGGCACCGACAUGGUUAGCCCGAGCCCACGUCCAUCUUCACCAGAUAGCGACCGGCAGAAAGCAGUCGUGGACACUUUGCAGCCUACUUGCACAUAUGAUGAUGAGUGUGGGACCGAUGAAUUCUGCAACGAUAUCCGAGGCGCGUGCCUCCCAUGCCGAAAGAUCCGAAAGCGGUGCGCAAGGGAUUCAAUGUGCUGCGCUGGGAACCGCUGCAUCAACGGUGUUUGUCAGGCCAGUGAUCAAGAUGCUGAAGCUGCAGUCACUACCAGUGUUGGGAAUAGGCAGAACAACACCAUGGAACACCAUGGCAAGAGACUGCCUCUGCCCCAAGGUCAACCACAACAUUCUGUCAAAGGUCGGGAAGGUAACAACUGCCUGAGGUCCUCUGACUGCUCUGAGGGUCUGUGCUGUGCACGCCACUUCUGGUCUCGUAUCUGUAAGCCGGUGCUGACGGAGGGCCAAGUGUGCACGCGUCACCGUAGGAAAGGCGGCCAUGGCCUGGAGCUGUUCCAGCGCUGCGACUGUGGAGAUGGCCUCUCCUGCAGACCGGAGAGAGGAGAGAAAGACCCCGGAGUCAGCAGGACCGCAGACCGGAACCUACACACCUGCCAGAGACGCUGACACACACACACAUCCUGGACAUACACACUGCCUAAGAUGCUGACACGCUGCCCACAACCUACACAUCUGUCAGAGACGCUGACACACACACAUCCUGGACAUACACACUGCCUAAGAUGCUGACACGCUGCCCACAACCUACACAUCUGUCAGAGACGCUGACACACACACACACACACAACACACGACACCUGGAAAGGAAGACCAGAUUCCAGAGAAAAGUGAUACGCCCAGAGGGAUGUGAUGGUUUAAAAUGGACCAAUCCGAUUCACCUGGAUGCUGGGGGUUGCCGAAUAAGGAAGCUGUCAUUGGAUGUGUCUUGGAAAGAUCGAUACGUCAUUAAAAAUGGCAGAGUUGUUUUGUUUCUCUUUUAUGGAACUUAACCUUGAUUAUUGCAGUAAAUUACUGUAUUGUAAAUACUGUACUGGAGGUGGUACUUAACUGAGCUAUUGAAUUCUGUCAGCACCAGUAUGAUAAAUAUGAACACGGUGCUGCACGGUUCCUUUCCAAUAUUGUAAAUGUGUACACAAUAUGAUUGAUAUUGUUAUUUACUGUCUAAUGUAAAAUGUACAUUUUCAUUAUUUACUUGUAAAAAUUAACAAAUAGUAAAGAUAUCUGUUUUAUUAAAACAUUCUAUUAACCUGACCCAUGUUGUAAGUGUGGCUGCUCGAGUUCUACAAGAAAAAACCUUGUUUGGCUAUUUUACAAUGGUUGUUGAACAAUAAACUGGUAUUUGAUAUUGUGGGUAGCUCAAUUGGUAGAGCAUGGUGCUUGCAACGCCAGGGUUGUGGGUUUGAUUCCCACGGGGGGCCAGUAU
Molecule: messenger RNA, 1699 nt
Organism: Coregonus clupeaformis (lake whitefish)
Lineage: Eukaryota; Metazoa; Chordata; Actinopteri; Salmoniformes; Salmonidae
Product: dickkopf-related protein 1-like
Exons: 4
Coding region: 142-882 (246 amino acids)
Biological process (GO): multicellular organism development; negative regulation of canonical Wnt signaling pathway
Cellular component (GO): extracellular region
Molecular function (GO): co-receptor binding; receptor antagonist activity
Source: RefSeq, a predicted model, not a curated record